This is a messenger RNA of Diuraphis noxia (Russian wheat aphid), 596 nucleotides long. RefSeq names its product mitochondrial ribosomal protein L20 (gene mRpL20). Lineage: Eukaryota; Metazoa; Arthropoda; Insecta; Hemiptera; Aphididae. Gene Ontology annotation, biological process: translation. Gene Ontology annotation, cellular component: ribosome. The record is from RefSeq and is a predicted model, not a curated record. Gene Ontology annotation, molecular function: structural constituent of ribosome; rRNA binding.
UUAGUAUUUUAAAAAGGUGUUUGUUAAAUCUUAUAUUAUUAUUCAAAUAGGUACUCUUGGAUAUUUUUGUAAUUUACAAUGGUUUUUACUACGGCAAUGAUGAUGGUGAGAAGUAGAGGCCCAGAUGAGUUUUGGAGAAAAAGGAAAAUUUUCAAAAUUGCUGCUCACUUUUCGGGUCGCCGAAGAAAUUGUUAUUCCAUUGCCAUUAAGGCGGUUCACCGUGCUCUUCAAUUUGCUACAAUUGGACGGACUGUGCGAAAAAGUGAUAUGAUUGAUCUAUGGAAUACUCGCAUUAAAGCAGGGUGUGAAGAACAUGGAGUUGAAAUAAAUAAUUUUAAGGAUAGUUUAUCAAGAUGUGACAUUCAAUUGAACAAGAAAGUUUUAGCUGAUUUAGCUAUUUGGGAACCUAACACUUUUAGAGCCCUGUCUGAUCUAGCAAAGUCUGUAGCAAUUGAUUAUAACUUACCAGGUACUGAAAAAUAUGACAAGCCAUCAAAUGUAGUCACGAGAGGUUUAUUGAAGAAAUAAUUUUGUUUKAUAUUGUCUUUUUUAAAUGAAUCAUAAAACCUUAUAUAUUUUUUAGAAACAGAAAUAAA